Messenger RNA from Loa loa (African eye worm), 352 nucleotides. RefSeq lists its product as hypothetical. NCBI's taxonomy places the organism in Eukaryota, Metazoa, Nematoda, Chromadorea, Rhabditida, Onchocercidae. The coding region runs from base 14 to 352 and encodes 112 amino acids. The record is from RefSeq and is a predicted model, not a curated record. The transcript is spliced from 3 exons.
UUUCAAGCGUGAAAUGAAUUUCAAUAAUGUGAAUGAAAAUACAAAAUCAGAAAUGAUGUCAUGGGCUGUUGAUAGUACCGUUGUGGUACCACCUCACUACAAAACGGAAGCUUCAAUUAUCAUUGAAGAAAUGAAUUAUCAUGGUACAUAUAGUGUCAUUUCAGUGCUAUCUGGUUUGGUAACCAUAUCAAUCAGGAGGCGAAAAGAUGGUGCCCUGGUAUUGCCAUUAACAAUGAAUAUAGUUGAAAUAUUCCGGGAUUAUUUGGAAUCACGACAUGCCAGGAAGGAAAUUAAAGCAGCUGCUAUGAUAGAGGGUGCACAAUGUGUACGGUUCUCUUUUUUAUUUCAAUAA